Dioscorea cayenensis subsp. rotundata (Guinea yam) is the source of this 990-nucleotide messenger RNA. RefSeq lists its product as uncharacterized. Lineage: Eukaryota; Viridiplantae; Streptophyta; Magnoliopsida; Dioscoreales; Dioscoreaceae. The transcript is spliced from 3 exons. The record is from RefSeq and is a predicted model, not a curated record. Bases 1 to 990 code for a protein of 329 amino acids.
AUGCCUGAACAAUAUAAGUCCUUUGUUCACGAGAUUCCCAAAGACAUUGUUAUGCACUUGCAAAAUGAACGUGAAUUCAAUCCUGACACUAUAAAAGGACCAAGAGAUGAAGAUGAUGAUGAUCACACCAAGGAAGUUGAAGGGUUUGAAAAAUUAUAUCCAAGGAAGGUGAGAUGCAGGCUGAGUUUCUACCCAAAAUGCUAUUAUGUCUCUUUACCAUGUCCUCCACAAUGCCCACAGAGUUGCUUAAUGGACUGCACCCUCUGCAAGCCAAUCUGCCAAUGCAAUAGACCUGGUGCUGUUUGCCAGGACCCACGCUUCAUUGGCGGGGAUGGCAUCACCUUCUACUUCCAUGGCCGGAAAGACAAAGACUUUUGCUUGGUGACUGACUCAAACCUCCACAUCAACGCACAUUUUAUCGGCAAACAUAACCCGACAUCGGCCUCGAAACGACGUGACUUCACCUGGGUCCAAUCCCUUGCUAUCCUCUUCAAUAAUCAUAAGCUCUUCAUUGGUGCUAAAAAGAUUAAUACAACACUGUGGGAUGACACUAUUGAUCAGCUUGAACUCUACUUCAAUGAGCACUCUAUAACUCUGAAUUCAAAUGAAGGUGCAGUGUGGGAGUCCAUGAGUGAUCCUAGAGUGUUUAUUACUCGCACACGUGUGAGCAAUGGAGUGAAGUUGGAAGUGGAAGGGAAGGUGGAGAUCUUGGCUUUGGUUGUGCCAGUGACUCAAGAGGAGUCAAAGGUGCACAAGUAUAAUGUGGGGAAAGAUGAGAGUUUGGCUCAUUUGGAUUUGGGGUUCAAGUUGUAUGGUGUGAGUGAGAAGGUGGAUGGAGUGCUUGGGAGGACUUAUAGAAAGGAUUAUAAGAGCAGGGCUAAGAUGGGAGUGGCAAUGCCGGUGUUGGGUGGUGACCGUGAGUUUGUUUCUUCUGGUCUUUUUAGUACUGAUUGCCUUGUGUCUCAGUUCAAUGCAACUGCAACAAGCUAG